UGUUACAUCCCUACAUUGUUCGAAUCGUUGUGAAUGUCCUAUCUUCGUGUUUCCGUAAAUAACAGUAAAACAAACAUUAUUGAUUUAACUAACUAAUUAAUCAAUAAUAUAUAAUCCAGAAACUCCACAAUUUUAAAUAAAUAAACUUAUAUCACUCACUAAAAAUAUUUGUGUACUGCGGCUAUUUUUUAGAUACAAUAAAUAAUUAAGCUUUUCUUUUGCUUGUAAAAGAAAAUGGCUGCGCUUGUGGUACAAUCCCGUUUUGCCGGCCUCAAAAUAGAGGAUGAUGACUACCCUCACCCCCAUCCCCAGUCAUCAUCCGGCGAUAGCCAGAAAACGAAAAAGAAUAAAACGAACACUGCCAAAAAAAUAGAACCUUCGAAAAAAACUAAGAAUAAUGGCAACAAUAAUAAAUCUCAGGGUGCUGCAAAGAAAAAAAAGACGAAGCAAGGACAAGCAUCAGAUAAUCAAUGGGAAAUGUGGAAACAAAAGGAUGAGGAACUUGUUGAUGGUAACUUUGAAUGUGAACUCCAACAGGCAAUACUUUUAUCAAAACUGGAUUAUGAAGAAAAAAAGGAUGUUUAUAAACAAUUGAAGAAAGAAGCAGAUACUGAAAAGAAAAUGAGUGAGAACACUGCACAAAUAAUAAAAAAGCAGAAAAAGAAAAAUGUGAUGAGUCUUGAACAGUUCAAUGAUAUGAUGAACAAUGGGGAUGAAAAUAAAGCUACAACUGAAGAAGAAACAACCACCACAGAUGAGAUUAAGAUUCCUGAUAAGGACACAGAAUUUUUCGAAAGAGUUAAAGAUGAAACGAAGCAUGAGCUAUUGAAAGACAAAAUAAACGAUAGGGUGCGCAACAGCCAAGCGCCAUCUGAUGCAUUCAUCACCAGAGUACAGUUUGCCUACAUGUUAGAAAAGAAAAAUGAGGAAAUAGCAGCAUUGCAAGAGGAGGUGUCUAGUUUAAAGCAGGAACUGCGUACAGUCAAGUCAAGAAAUAAAAAGUUGUGUGGCAUACUUGGGCAGGGUGAAAUGAAAGAUAAGGCAGAAGUGCUAGUGGAGGUGGAAAGGCUGCGGGCGGUGCAGGCCGAGCUCACGGCGGAGAUCGCGACGCUGCACUCCGACCUCGAGAAGGAGCGCUCCAAGAACACAGACCCCAGGAGUAAAGACAAGAAAUAUAAUACAAAAAAGAAAAAUAUACGAUUUGACGUAUCGAGUGAAGCCAUCCCAGUUAAAGAUGCAAGCUCUGCUGUAAAUUAAUUAAAAAUGUAGUAUACUGUAAUUUUUUAACAUAACAUAUAAAACUAAAAAUAAAAAUAGAAAUAUGUGAUUAAUGAACCUUUUAUAUUUUUGUGGAUUAUUAUUUAUAAUUUCGUAAUAUUAAAUCUUCAGAAUACAGUUUACAGAUGUACAGUCACUAAUUAUAAUUAGAUUGGUUUUAGAAAUGAAAAUUAAUGAUUGUUCACUAAGAAAAGUCGAUUUUAAUUUUUAUAGAAUUUAUUUCUCCGCAUUUAAUGCAUGCACUAAAUAAUACUAUAAGCAGCUACUACACAUAAUUUUUCCGUGUCCUACCAAGUCGAAUAUGUGAUAAAUAUAAUUAUUAUUUUGCAAUUAAUUAUAUAAUUAAUAUUUUAAAAAUCCUUAUUCUGUAAAUUGAAUUUUUUUUUAUACUCGUGAUAGAUAACGAUAAAUUUUAUUAGAUUUUUUCGCGAUUGAUUGUACGAUCUCUUUAUUUUUAGUCACAAUCCCCCUUAUUCAUAGACGUUAUUUAUCUAAGGACGGAGCAUUGCUGUGAUAGCAAGUCUGUUUCUUAGUGCUGACGGCAUGGCGGCCUUCGCAGUGCGUAGACAUAAGGCCAUUGUGAUUGGCUAAUAUUGAGAUACAACUUGAAUCUAGUUGGCUGUCAGAUAAACAAAGCUGAACAAACAGCAAGCUGUCAGAUAAACAACGCUGAGAAACAUACGUGUUAUCACAGCAAUGCUAGGUGCAUAGAUAAAUAACGUCUAUGAAUAAGAGUGAAAGAAUUUAUUUUUGUAUAUGACACGACUCAGAAAUCUUAUAGAAAGUGUACCUAUAAUUUUCGCAUCGGUUCGUAUACUUUUCCGUGAUAGUUUAGCUAUAGUGAUUGAUCGCGAAAUAAAUGUUAGUCUGUAGACUUCAUCGGUAAUGUAAUCAUAUUCAUUCCUUUAUUUUGUCGUUUGUAAGGCUAGACGCCUUGUCUAAAUGAUUAUUUUGUAAUUUAACAAAGGCAUACAUGAACACAA
Molecule: messenger RNA, 2261 nt
Organism: Manduca sexta (tobacco hornworm)
Lineage: Eukaryota; Metazoa; Arthropoda; Insecta; Lepidoptera; Sphingidae
Product: G kinase-anchoring protein 1
Exons: 7
Coding region: 235-1257 (340 amino acids)
Biological process (GO): signal transduction
Cellular component (GO): Golgi apparatus
Source: RefSeq, a predicted model, not a curated record